Parnassius apollo (apollo) is the source of this 1170-nucleotide messenger RNA. NCBI's taxonomy places the organism in Eukaryota, Metazoa, Arthropoda, Insecta, Lepidoptera, Papilionidae. The record is from the annotation of a GenBank genome assembly.
AUGUUUAGCUACUUGGUACUGGUCUAUUUAGUCGUUCAUCUACACAACGCUCAGGGGAAUGCAGUCAACAAUGAAGUGAUUAAUGACAAAGAAAUGUCAUUAGCAUUUGUUGUUAAUCGACAUGGAGAACGCACGCCUAGCGUUAAUGAACUGUCACUUUCCGGCGAAAAGGAAAAACUGAAGAACCUUACGUAUAUUGAAGGCUUCAGUGGACUAACAAACGUCGGUAAACGUACAGCUUACCAAAUCGGAAAGUUUAUCCGACAUCGUUAUGGCUCCCAAGGAUUUCAAUUGUUAUCAAACAUCUAUCAUCAAAAUGAGAUAUCAGUUAGGAGCACGGGAAAGGAGCGAACAAAAAUGACGGCUGGGGUCGCAUUGGCAGCGGUGUACCCUCCAGAAGUAGCUCAACAGUGGGACGAAGUUUUGGGCAAGGUUUGGCAGCCGGUACCAUACUCUGCAUUGCCUUUAUCGGAAGACUAUCUGCUUUAUUUCACCAACUGCAAAAGGUUCAAGGACUUACUGGAGAAUGUCAAAAAAGAAUCGAUUCAUGAAGAGUUUGUUAUGUUCAAUGACCUGAUACCUAUAUUGAAAACCCAAACAGGGCGUAACUUCACUGAGAACCCGAUGCUGUUCCUGACAAUAAUACAAUUGUUUAGAAGUCAGGUCGCCCUCGGCAUACAUGUACCGCAAUGGGCUAAGCCCAUUUUAGCUCGACUUGAUGAAGCAUCGAUAUUAGCGUAUAAGUUGUUCUGUAAGACUGAUGAAAUGAAAAGAAUUGGUGGAGGUGUUAUGUUAAAUGAUUUCAUCUCAGCUGCAAACGAGAUCAUAGCUGGCAAGACCGUCACGAAGAGGUUUCGAUUAUUCUCGGCCCACGACUUCAACGUUCGUGCACUGAUGGACGUUACGAAUAUCACACAGAGCGAGCAAAUCGCCCCCGACUAUGGAUCUCUAUUUGCCAUUGAGCUGUACAAAUCCAAGAGCAGUGGACAAUUCACUGUUUUGCCGGUGUAUCUGCCAAAAGCUGGUGAGUCGGACGCCCAGUACCUGCACUUCACAGGCUGCGAAAACGACAAUUACUGUGACUACAAGCAUUUCGCUGAUCUCACCAAGGAGUACCUUCUACCAGAGAAGGAGUUUUACAAAAUCUGCAACAUCAAGACGGAACUGUAG